AGUUAUUGAAAAAUUUCAUUUUUUGACAUACAGACAUAGAAAAUCGUCUCAUACUAAACUGAUAUAAGUUGACAGUGUCCAGUAAUUGGCAGGAGAAUACUUUGAUAUAGAUAGAUUUAUAAAAACAAUGUUUACCGACGCGAAACAGCUGGAAACAGUGGGUAAACUGCUGUCGAACCCGAAUGACCACUCGCAGAAAAAUUUCCCUCGAUCCAGUCUUGACCAUGAAAAUCUGUCUGAUCGAUUCAAGUUGAAGACAAGGAAUUUUGGCCGGCAGUUCGCUCACCUUUAUGCUGAGCGAUUACAAAUGAUGAGGGCCAAUGUUACCAGUGCUGCAAGGAAGAAAUGGGGUCCAGAUAUUCCAAUACGGAAGUUAUUUGAGCUGAAUUCUGAUGAAGAGUGUAUUGUGAUUGCUACUCUGUUCAAGAAGAUGCAGCUGAAGCCUAACAUAUUGAGGGAAAUUAGUGAUGAGCACAACUUGACACCUCAGCCCAUCCUGACCAGGUACACUCACGAGGAUGAUGAACUCAUCCUGGAAGACGAGCUACAGAGAAUAGUCCUAAAGGGAAAUAUUGAUGUUCAUAAGUUUGCCACUGGUGUUGUCAUUGCUGUUAAGGGCAUCGAACCGGAGACUGACAAGGGAAAGUUCCACGUUGAAGAACAUUGCUUUCAGUGUCUACCUAGCCAAGUCCCAAGGCCAGUGGUGGAAAAAGACAGAUAUGUAGCAUUGGUGUCUGGCUUCGACAUUGGCAACACAACAGAGGAUUCUCUCGGCUUGCAGUUAAUGGUGGACUUCCUGACAGGACAGUUGGGUGAUGUGGGACAACAGGAGGCUGCCGCAAGUAUAGCAAGAGUUAUUAUUGCUGGUAACUCACUUCACGAAUCAACACAAUCAAAAGGACAAUUAAACAAGGCCAAAUAUUUAUCAAAGAAUGAAUCAGCUGGGACAGUUGCAGCAGUCAGAACCCUAGAUGACAUUCUCGUACAACUAGCUGCCUGCGUUGACAUUGACAUCAUGCCAGGAGAAUUUGACCCUGGUAAUUACGUCAUGCCGCAACAACCCCUGCACAAAUGUAUGUUUCCUCAGGCAACAGUCUAUCCGACCAUGCAUUCUGUAACUAAUCCUUACGACUGCUCAGUAGAUGGAAUCAGAUUCCUAGGAACCUCUGGCCAGAAUGUUACAGAUAUUCAUAGAUACAGCAGACUCGAUGACAGAUUGGAAAUACUUGAAAAUUUAUUGACAUGGGGACAUCUGGCUCCAACUGCACCAGAUACGCUAGGGUGCUAUCCAUAUUAUGACGAGGAUCCUUUCAUCUUGACCGAAAGUCCACAUGUCUACUUUGCCGGAAAUCAGCCAGAAUAUCGAACAAAAGUUUGUAAAGGUGAUCGGGGCCAGGAAGUCCUCUUAGUGUGUGUGCCAAAUUUUAGUACAACAGGAACAUGUGUUUUGGUGAACCUACGAAGCAUGGAGUGUUCACCCCUGGUGUUCCAUUCAAAACUGACAACAUCUUCACCGUCUGUAAGCCCCGACGUGGAGAAAUAGACAUUUACAUAAUGCAUUUACGCAGCAGUGCGUGAGGACAUGCAUGUUUUCACCUUGUGAACAUUAUCGGUUCAUUGGUGGUGAAUUUGUGAAGGACACUGUUUCUGUGAGCUUGACUUGAACUGUUGAUCUCACAAGGUCAUACAUGUGGUGCGGAUAACAUCUUGUGUGUCUUCUGCCGGAUUAUUGUUUUGGAUUCACCUGACUAUAUUCAUAGACCUGUUGAUGCUGACAACAGCCUCUGACAGUUUAGGAGAUUAGAAACUGUUGUUUAUGGAAUGAACUUUUUUUUCAAUAAAAUCAUGUAUUCCACAUA
Messenger RNA from Lineus longissimus, 1859 nucleotides. Its product is annotated as DNA polymerase delta subunit 2-like. The record is from RefSeq and is a predicted model, not a curated record. Gene Ontology annotation, cellular component: delta DNA polymerase complex. The coding region runs from base 128 to 1543 and encodes 471 amino acids. Gene Ontology annotation, biological process: DNA strand elongation involved in DNA replication; DNA replication. The transcript has 9 exons. Gene Ontology annotation, molecular function: DNA binding. Lineage: Eukaryota; Metazoa; Nemertea; Pilidiophora; Heteronemertea; Lineidae.